Molecule: messenger RNA, 2868 nt
Organism: Nilaparvata lugens (brown planthopper)
Lineage: Eukaryota; Metazoa; Arthropoda; Insecta; Hemiptera; Delphacidae
Exons: 15
Coding region: 102-2732 (876 amino acids)
Cellular component (GO): membrane
Source: RefSeq, a predicted model, not a curated record
GAAAAAGAGGAUAAUCUGAGUGAGCUUCAGCAUUCAAAAGUUUCUAUCUGGAAGUUGGUGGUUUGCAAAGUGAUUGUGCGGAUUUGCUACUGCGCGCGAUCAUGGCGUCCGACGAGGAAACGUCCCAACAAAAUCAAACAAGAUUUGAGAAAUACUGCGAACAACUGAAUAUAAACCCUAAUUUGGUUAUGCUCAAGGUUACCUUGUUCAUGAUGUAUGGAGCUACUGCGUCGCUUCUGCCAUUCUUGACCAUUCACAUGCAGAGUAUUGGACUGACCGUAGAGGAGAUUGCAGUUGUCUACCUGGCUCUUCCACUGACUACUUUUCUCAGUCCUCCUGUAACAGGUUUUCUUGUGGACAAAUUUGGACAUUACAAACCGGUGGUAAUUUUUUCGCUGGUGCUCAAUCUAAUAUUCCAUCAUUCUUUGACAUUGAUUCCUCAAAUGGAAAUCCCGGGAGAGAUGCCCGCUGCUUAUGUUUUGAGGCAUCCAACAACAGGAAUGGUCGAGGUUUGGUGGAGCCCUUGCCCGAGCAGGGAAUGCCCCGAGGAAGAAGAGCUAAACAUGGUGCUGGAUGACUGCGUCGACCACUGCUUGCUGCAGCCCAAGAAAACAUACAAAAGUAAAUCUCUCAUCAGCAGCUUUCCUCAUCACCAGAGUAUAGCUGUUCCACCCUACAGGAAUUACCGAGUUGACUGUGAAAAGCAAUUGAAUGAGAUGAGAAUUGAAAUUGAAGCUGAAAAUCAUCAUGAUUUACAUUUCCAUACAAUAAAUGACAAUAAGAAGAAGAAGAAUGGAACAACAAAAACUCCAGGUAAAAAGAAAUUAGCUUUUGGGUUUGGAAACAGUACAGCAGUCAAACAGAACGUCACUGUGCAGCCAGACGGAGAAGAAGAACCUCCAGCAUUUUUCUUGCUUGAUAUGCAUCCAGAUUUGAUGGAACCUCCGGAACAUCUAGGACUGGAAGUGGAGAUGGACGAUAAUGAAACAGUCACAGAUUUCCGGCAACAUUUCAGUAAAGACUUGUUGAUCCUUUCUGGAGUAAACUACACGGCUCUGGAAGAGUCAGAUCUGAGGUGUGGUGGUCUGGUUCUAGCUACCAACCUAACAAUGAGCACUCUUCAAGAGAUGGCUGCCGACUGUAUGUUACAAAAAUGCAAUUUUAGAGAUGGUGGACCAGAAAUCUGCCCUCCCGACUACAAAGAAUCUGAUGACAGAGUGUUUUGGAUCUACUUUGCUCUUCGAUUUGUGGCGACAAUUAUGCUAUCAGCCAGUGUAACUGUGAUGGACCCGAUUGCACUGACUAUGAUUCACAAGUAUGGAGGAGAGUUCGGCAGAGAGCGGCUGUUCUCCACCAUCGGCAUGGCCAUCUUCUCCCCACUCACCGGCUAUCUUAUCGACUACAGGAGCAAAAAGCUUGGGUACUCGGACUACACAGUGGCGUUUUAUGCGUAUGACGCUCUCCUAGCUUUGUCAGCCAUAUCAAUAUUAAUGAUGCCUCUCAGCACUAAAGUUCCCGCUGAUAAUAUCAUGCGUGAUAUGUUGCGCCUCUUGAAGCUUCCUCAUGUUAUUCUAUUCAUAUUUUUCCUAUUUGUAUUGGGAAAUUGCUGGGGUUUCAUAGAAUCUUACUUGUUUCUUUAUCUAAAAGAGUUGGGCGCUCCAAAUUCUUUACUUGGAAUAACUGUUUCAGUGGGUACACUUAGUAGUAUCCCCUUUUUAUAUGGCGCAGAAAAACUCACUCACAAAAUUGGACAUGUCAAUCUAAUAGUAAUAGCAUUCUUCUCACAUGCCGCACGAUUAAUGGGAUAUUCAUUUAUAGAAAAUGCUUGGUGGUGUUUUCCAUUCGAAGCUAUCGAAUCAUUGUCGGUGCACCUGAUGUGGGUUGCGGCAGCCACUUAUUGUGCGAUAAUUGCUCCAAAGAACUUACUGGCAACUCUCAUCGGUGUAUUGGGAAUGGCCCACUUCAGCUUAGGUCGCGGAGUGGGCAGCUUCGGUGGAGGAUUGCUGAUCGGCACAAUUGGAACGAGACAGGCGUUCCGCGCCAUGGGCCUGUUGGCCAUCGUCAGUGGCGGCCUCUACGGUUUCAUACACUUCUUCUGGCUUCAUAAAUACGAUCAGUCCUAUUACAAGAAGAAAGUCAAUGUCAAAGAUGCAGAGAAAUCGGAGAAAGAAAAACUGAACGUGGAAGACGGUCUGCCCGAUAAGGACUCGAUGUCACAUGACGAGAUGUUGAGCGCUGAGCGACUGAGUCUGAUGAUCCGGUUCAACCACCGCGGGUCGCUGACGUCACUGGACCAAGGCUCGCGACCCGAGCUGAGUCGUGGCAGUCGCCGCAACAGCUCCUACACCGACAACAAGGCCAGCAGCGGAUCCAAGAUGGACCUACUCAAGUCCACGCUCGAAGUCAACCUAAACAGGAGCUCCAAUCCGCACCUCAAUCUCACCAAAACCUCGCUACCUCAGCUCAACAGGUCUACUACAAUCACUGUUAAGGGCAACACUGAAACUACCCCCGGAACUCCUCAAUCAAACAGAAAAAGCCAGAAGAAUCUUGUCAAUCCACCUUCUCUUUCGACAGUGGCUGAUGAUGAAUUUCGGAGCAACAGUGGCUCUAUUUUUGAAGAGGAAGAGAAAGAACAUCAUGAUGAAGCAGUGAAGAAAUUGAAACAAGUUGAAGAGUAUCUGAGAAAUUGUGAAAAUAUGAAAGUUAACAACGAUAGUGAUGUGAAGUAAUAAUAUUGAAGUACAAAGAGUAUUAUUCUAUAGAUUAAAGCUUAAACCAGAUAGAAUUGAUUGAGCCUAUUUUACUAGCUUGAUUAAUCUGACGACCAUUAGCAGGCUAAAUAAAAAAUAUUUUCUAUUGUUGAAA